Yarrowia lipolytica CLIB122 is the source of this 861-nucleotide messenger RNA. Its product is annotated as ribosome biogenesis protein BRX1. Gene Ontology annotation, biological process: rRNA processing; ribosomal large subunit assembly. Gene Ontology annotation, cellular component: nucleolus. Lineage: Eukaryota; Fungi; Ascomycota; Dipodascomycetes; Dipodascales. Gene Ontology annotation, molecular function: rRNA binding. The record is from RefSeq and is a predicted model, not a curated record.
AUGUCGACACUAUACAAGACCUUGAGCGGCGAGAGCUCUAAGCCCGAGAAGACCGAGAAGAAGGACGAUGGAGUGACCAACAAGCAGCGAGUGCUGAUCAUCACUUCUCGAGGAGUGACCUUCCGACAAAGACAUCUCAUCAGCGAUCUCCAGACCAUGCUUCCCCAUGGUCGAAAGGAGUCCAAGCUCGACACCAAGUCCAAGUUGUACCAACUCAACGAGAUUGCUGAGAUGUACAACUGCAACAACAUUCUGUACUUUGAGGCCCGAAAGCAUAUGGAUCUGUACAUGUGGAUGGCCAAGGCUCCCAACGGUCCCACCGCCAAGUUCCACAUCCAGAACCUGCAUACCAUGGACGAGCUCAACUUCACCGGCAACUGUCUGCGAGGAUCUCGACCUAUUCUGUCCUUCGACAGCAGCUUUGACGACACCCCUCACAAUGCCGUGAUCAAGGAGAUGCUGACGCAGACCUUUGGUGUCCCCAAGGGUGCCAGAAAGUCCAAGCCCUUCUUCGACCACGUCUUCACCUUUUCGCUGGUGGACAACAAGGUCUGGUUCCGAAACUACCAGAUCCAGGAGACUGUCAACGAAGAAAACCCCCGAGAGACCGACAUUUCUCUGGUUGAGAUUGGUCCCCGAUUUGUCAUGACUCUCAUCACCAUGCUUGAGGGCUCUUUUGGAGGCCCCGUAAUUUUCGAGAACAAGCAGUAUGUGUCCCCUAACACUGUCCGAUCGCAGAUGAAGCAGCAGGCCGCUGAGCAGGCCGCCAGCCGAGCCGAGGCUGCCUUCAAGCGAAAGGUCAAGGUCAGAGAUGCUGUUAUUGCUGCUGACCCUCUCGCUGACUCUGUGAUUUUCAAGUAA